AAUUACGAAUUUGAUGGUGGCCUACGAGCAGAGGGAAAGCUUGAAUGUGCUUUGUCAAGAACAGUUGAUAAAGUGAAGCAUUUUGCGAAAGAAGUUCGUAAGGACUGUCAACACUCAAUUAGUCGAGUGAAUGCGUUCGAAAAUGCCCUGAAAACUUCUGGUAUCAUCAUCAACGAAGGAAUUACAUCGUUGAACGAUCUCAUUUCGAAAGCUACAUCAGAUUUUGAUGCGAAUUUAUGUGAAUUGGAGGCAGCUUGGAAGCAAACAUUAAAUAACACCAAACAAGAUUCUAUGUCGUUAUUGAAGAGUACCUACGAGCAGAAAUCCGAAAUCAAUGAAGUUGCUGAGGAAUACAUUGAAGUUGCUAAGUUGAUCAACGAUAUGCAGUCAAAUUUUCGUUUGGUUGCUGUGCUCUUGCAUGACUUUAUGAGAGCACCGCCGUUUUAUACAUUUGAGUGUUGCUUACUGGAUGAUCGAGUGACACAAUUGAGAGGUUUAAUGCGACCGAGUAAUGCACUGCAACGAGUGUCUUCGCAAGAAACAUCAACUCAGCAAAGUGAUAAUUCCUCAAUGAUUUGCGCUGAACUUUUGUUGUUGAUUCGCCGUUUGAUGGAAGCACAAACCAUACUUGGCGUCGUCCAACUGGAUGAACAUCCUCAACCAUCCGAAAUCGUAUCGCUAAUUGAAAAAGCUCAAGCAAUAAAAUUGUUAAUAUCGCCUAACGAAAGCUGCGGUUCUUCAGAGCCGUUUGAGACCGAUUAUGAUUGA
Messenger RNA from Anisakis simplex (herring worm), 768 nucleotides. Lineage: Eukaryota; Metazoa; Nematoda; Chromadorea; Rhabditida; Anisakidae. The record is from the annotation of a GenBank genome assembly.